Molecule: messenger RNA, 633 nt
Organism: Phycomyces blakesleeanus NRRL 1555(-)
Lineage: Eukaryota; Fungi; Mucoromycota; Mucoromycetes; Mucorales; Phycomycetaceae
Exons: 5
Coding region: 1-633 (210 amino acids)
Biological process (GO): endoplasmic reticulum unfolded protein response
Cellular component (GO): endoplasmic reticulum membrane; Hrd1p ubiquitin ligase ERAD-L complex
Molecular function (GO): misfolded protein binding; ubiquitin-specific protease binding
Source: RefSeq, a predicted model, not a curated record
AUGCCAACGCCUAUUGAGACAUGGUACACCGAUAUUCCACCCAUCACACGCAUCUACAUUACAGCAGCUUGCUUCACUAGUCUUGCAGUGCAACUCGGGUUUGUGCAUCCACUUCAUCUCUGGCUCAACUAUGACAGGAUCUUAUAUGACUUCCAGUGGUGGCGACUAGUAACAAACUUUCUAUACUUUGGGCCUAUUUCAAUCGAUUAUUUCUUCCACAUGUUCUUCUUAGCGCGUUACAGUCGAAUGAUGGAAGAAGGUUUCUUUAGAAACAAGCCGGCCGAUUAUGUCUGGUUACUGGUUUUCUCAGCUGGAGCUCUUAUUCUACUCUCGUUCAUUAUUCCUCAUGCUUACAUACCUUUCCUUGGGUCCCCCCUAGCCUUCACGAUGGUCUACAUCUGGGCACGUCGCAACCCCUAUGUCCGACUCAAUUUCCUGGGUCUGAUUGUAUUCCGGGCACCUCAUCUACCAUGGGUUCUGCUCUGUUUUUCGCUUCUAUUCGGCGGCCAAUUGCCAGUCGGUGACAUUCUUGGAAUUGCAGUAGGGCACAUUUAUUACUUCUUUGAAGAUAUCUGGCCCCGCGACAGUGCGAGUGGUGGAAAGAGGUGGCUAGAGACUCCUAGGAUCAUGUAA